Fusarium coffeatum is the source of this 2784-nucleotide messenger RNA. RefSeq lists its product as uncharacterized. Gene Ontology annotation, biological process: peptidyl-serine phosphorylation; peptidyl-threonine phosphorylation. The record is from RefSeq and is a predicted model, not a curated record. The transcript has 4 exons. Bases 1 to 2784 code for a protein of 927 amino acids. Gene Ontology annotation, molecular function: protein serine/threonine kinase activity; ATP binding. Lineage: Eukaryota; Fungi; Ascomycota; Sordariomycetes; Hypocreales; Nectriaceae.
AUGGCCUAUUCGAACCCCCCGGAGCAGCGUCAUGACGAGUUCAUCAAAUUUGUCCAGCGCGAACUCCAACCAGGCGUUGACGGCGAUAACAACGAAGUCGAAUUUAUUAGUCCAUCAAAAACUUCAGCAUGGUGGAAGAAACGAAGCGAGAACCGUCUGGGUGACGCUAUCAAUCCACAAAUCAAUGCGCGCGCUGCAACGAUCGAGAAAGGCUACUUGAACAUCUUCUCUAUCCUCGCCUACAUCUCCAAGACGUACUUGAUCAAUCACUUCACAUCCAAUGGCUUCCAAGACCAGCAAUUACCUUUACUCGACACACGCCGCUUUGGAACAGAUGUCGCACUCGUUCGCGAUAUGGAAGACUUUGUCGAGCACCAAUGGACGUUCUGCCCCGUUGUGUUCUUUAGCCAUAUGCCAAUGGACAGAAGGGUUCUUCCAUGUCGCCAAAUCUUACCCAUCAAAGACGAGAAGAGAACUACUGCGAAACCAAAUCAUGCCAAAUCGGUCAUACGCAUUGUUACACUGCAUCCAGAGUGCUUUGACCCAACCUGGAGCCAAUCAGGUACUGUCGUCUUCAAGGAAUAUCACACACGAGAACGAGAUACUUUACGAAAUGCAUGGAUCAACGAGUAUAAUGCGUUCGUCAAGAUCGAUUGUUGCGACCACAUAGUCCAAUACCUCGGCUCCUUUGAGCAAGAUGAUCGCUGCUUCAUGGUAUUGGAGUAUGCUAGCCACGGCAGCUUACUCGAUCUAUUUCGAGAGGGCGAACCUCCAUCUGCACCUGAGGAACGCAGGUACUUUUUGUACGGCAUGAUGGGUCUUAUCAAGGCCAUCGACAAGAUUCAAAAUCUGGGUAGCGGAACCCAGCGAACAGGCUUUGCUCACCGGGACAUUAAACCGGCAAACAUACUCGUCUUUCCUGGUAGGAAUGGCCUAUACUCUGCCGGAUUCAAAAUGAAGCUUGCCGACUUCGACACUGCAACGCCUGAGCUUCCCAUCGAUGAAGCUGAGUUUAGUGUUCAAGACAACAAUGGGAACAGAACAUACUGCAAGUACAAUCCUCCAGUCGUGCAUUGCUUCGCUAACCACCUUGCAGGUGCUCCAGAGGCUUCCAGAAUAUACACCUACCAAGACAAGACCAUCCGAAAAGUCCCCUUGUCGUCCGACAUUUGGUCACUUGGCUGUGUCUUCAGCGAGGCACUUAUCUGGGUCGGUGGCGGAAGAGGUGCUCUCGAGCAAGCUGCCCGCGAUCGCAGAAACGAAAUUCAGACAUACUAUCAGAUCAUGGUAGGUGGCAGCUAUGGAGAGUGCUUCCACAACGCGCAAAUCGCACUGAACUGUGUUGUUCAAUCUCAAAUCGCUGCCGUCGAGGCCCUAGAGGGUCCCACGAACCUCUCGGGAAGUGUUUGCACUCUUGUUCGGGUGGGAAUGCUCGUGCCUCAUGAACAGAGAUACUCCCCUUCAUCUCUUUGGCACGAUUUCAAGAGCAAAUAUGACUACCUGUUUCCUAGUCCAGGUAGAGCUUACAGUGCACCAACUCAUUCUCGCCCUCAACAUCUGAGCCCCGGAGUUUCCAGCCCAGUGUCAACGAGAAGAUCUCUGAGAAGGGACGAGCCUAAAUUCGGUCAGGAGUUCCAUCAACGUACAGCUUCCAACCCAGGAACAGAAAGGCUGACAAUCGGCGACUCCGAUCGGUAUCAGUCCAAUUCAGAUCCGACCGACACUAUUCAGAGUCCUUAUUAUGGGGCAACCUUUAACAACGGAGCAUCAAUCCAUCGAGGAUCGCCUGUGAUAUUAAAUCCUGGUGAAAGUCCAGAUUCGCCUCGACUCGAUUCGUGCGUCGAUAAUGCUUUGAAACUAUGGACAAAUGAUCUCGAGACUUCACAAACUAUAGCUUCGAAUUCUCCAAGGAUAGGUACUCCCUUGCAAGACGACCGUCGCCAGUCUUCCUACAAAAGUCCCAUCAACAACCUAUGGGAUACUACUAGACUGCAUCCUCACAGAGAUCAAUAUUCUCAAUAUGGGGCUACCACUGUGAAAGAUGCAGUCACUCACCGCAAAAUCAAAGCCAAGAAGCAAAAGCUGGAUGGCUAUGAUUCAUUCUGUCGUCGUAUGGGUCGGAGACACUUUAUCUUUGUGAUAGACGACUCCGAUUCGAUGCGCGGUGUGAAGAGCGAAGUUGUUGAGGUGGUUGAAAUUCUGGUAUGGUUAGUCAAAGAUAUUGACAUAUCAUGCCCCGAGAUUCGGUUUACCUCUAAACCAGACAAACGACACCCAUCAGCAUUCGCGGGUCGAUUCAUACCUUACACCAUGGAUAUGCUGACCUCUCCGCUACGCCAUUGGUUGAGUGGGGACGAAGCUGAGAAGGAAUGCAACAUGAGAUACGCACUCAAUCAGAUUUUCAGCGAUAGUUGUCUCAUUGAUCCCAAGAAGCCGACAAGUGUUUUGGUGUUUACCAACGGCAUAUGGGAGGGUGGUGCUACUGAUGAACGAGGUGUGGAAGAUUGCAUCACGAAUGUUCUCAGAAAGAUGAGGGAGAAAGGAGUUAGCGACACCGGUUUCACUUUUCAGUUUGUUAGUUUUGGUGACGAUCAAGAUGGUCUCGAGCGGAUGAUAUAUCUUGAUGAUGCUGCCCUCUUUGGGGGCACUCGAGACAAUAGAGUCGAUAUUGUCGAUCACAAGAGACAUACCGAUAAUGUUUGGUCGAUUCUCACAGGAGCAGUCAGCAAGAAGAACGAUGACAGUUCGCAUGGUACAUCGACAGGCAGGCAUACCCCUUGUUAG